AUGGUUCCCCCGUCAAAGAAGCGCAAGCUUCCUACUACCGUCGGUCCUGCCUCGAAACGAUCCAAGAACACCACCAAGCCUUCAAACUCCAAGAAGAGCGCAAAGCCACCGCGCAAAGCCGUCGACGCUGGAGCUCUCGCUUGGGCUUCAGUCGGAGAAGACUUUGGCGGACUCGAAGUAAUUGAGGGCGUCGACGUUGUCAAGGAUGGUAGCAAGGUCCAAUUCCUGGUGUCCGGCGACAAGAACAAGAGCAACGUAAUCGACCCGCAACAAGAAUUUGUCGAUGGGGACCAAUCUUUUGAAGGGUUUGGCGACGACCCUGUGGAGGUCGGGGAUAUCGAUUCCGGCGAAGCUGGCAGUGGUCAAGACGGCGUGGAAAGCGAGAAGCCUCAAGGGAAGAAUAAGGGCAAGAAUGCAGAGCAAGAAAAGAAAACCAAAAAGCAAAACAAAAACAAACUGGAUGGGAAGAACGGUGCCGGCAACAAACAAGACGAGCAAUUGGUCAAGGCCGCGCAAGGCGUACAAAAGUCCUCUGCACGCGGGAACACGUUCGGCGCGCUGGCCGAUGGGAACGACGAAGACGACGAAGAAGUCGACAUGGCGCCCUGGGUUUCUCUAAACCUGUCGCCUCAGAUCAUUUCCGCCAUCGCCAAGCUCAAGUUCGCAAAGCCGACAAAGAUUCAGGAGAAGACGAUUCCCGAGAUUGUGGCUGGUCACGAUGUCAUUGGCAAGGCGCAGACAGGUUCCGGAAAGACGCUCGCGUUCGGUAUUCCUAUGGUGGAGAGGUGGCUGGAGAUGCAGGAGCAGGGUGUUGAGAGGACUGGCCCCAUGUCUGUGGUGCUCUCUCCUACGCGAGAAUUGGCUAAGCAGUUGGGAGACCAUCUUAAGGCUCUCUGCGACGGCCUUCCUAGCGCACCAUAUGUUUGUGUUGUGACUGGUGGUCUCAGUAUUCUGAAGCAACAGCGACAACUGGAGAAGGCCGAUAUUGUUAUUGGUACACCUGGUCGUCUAUGGGAGGUUCUCAGCGGCGACAGAGCUCUGCAGGCCGAAUUCGCCAAGAUCAAGUUCCUUGUUGUUGAUGAGGCGGAUCGACUUUUCAAGGUUGGACAGUUCAAGGAGGCUGAGGAUAUUAUUGGUGCCCUUGAUGGAAAGAGCCCUGGCGAUGAUGCCGAAAGUGAGGAUGAGGAGGACGACGAAGACGAAGAUGAGCGCAACGCCCGACAGACACUUGUCUUUUCAGCUACUUUUGAUAAGGACCUUCAGACCAAGUUGGCCGGCAAAGGCAAGUCUACAGGAAGCGACGACGAAAAGAUGGCGUAUUUGAUGAAGUGUCUCAAGUUCCGCGGAGAGCCCAAGUUUAUCGAUGUCAACCCCAUCAGUCAGAUGGCCUCGGGUCUAAGAGAAGGACUUAUUGAAUGUGGUGCUAUGGAGAAGGAUCUUUACCUUUACACCGUUCUCAUCCUCAACCCUGGUCGUCGCACUCUUGUCUUCACCAACUCCAUCUCAGCUGUUCGCCGUAUCACACCCCUUCUUACAAACCUUAACCUCCAAGCCCUCCCCCUGCACUCUCAAAUGGCACAAAAGGCACGUCUCCGCUCUCUGGAGCGCUUCACUGCCAACCGCAACUCUAUUCUUGUUGCUACCGAUGUUGCUGCUCGUGGUCUCGAUAUCAAGGAGGUUGACCAAGUUCUGCACUACCACGUUCCUCGAUCCGCGGACACUUACAUCCAUCGAUCUGGUCGAACCGCUCGUGGCGAAAAUAGCGGUAUCAGUGUUAUUCUCUGCGCGCCUGAGGAGGUUCUUCCUACGCGCCGUCUCGCAAACAAGGUUCAUACCGAGCGCAGUGCGGGUACCAAGAGAGAACACUUCAUCCAGACACUUCUUAUCGACCGCAAGGCGGCAUCGCGUCUUAAGCCUCGCGUGGACUUGUCCAAGAAGAUUGCCGAUACGAUACUUGCCAAGGAAAAGGGCCACAGCGAUGAUACAUGGCUGCGCAACGCUGCCGAUGAGCUCGGUGUGGAAUAUGAUUCUGAUGAUAUUGAUGAGAUCAACGGCGGCGGCCCUAAGGGUGGUCGUGGCGGAGGCCGAAGAAGAAAGGAGCAGAAAGCCCAACAACUUACCAAGGCGGAGAUGGGUGCUCUCAAGGCUCAGCUAAGAGAAGAGUUGAGCAGGAGAGUUAAUCUGGGUGUGAGUGAACGAUAUAUCACAGGUGGAAGAGUUGAUGUUGCUGCUCUAUUGAGAGAAGGACAGCAGGGAGUGUUGGAGAUUUUGAGCGUGAUUGAGGCUGGAUAUCUGUAUUAG
Messenger RNA from Fusarium coffeatum, 2301 nucleotides. RefSeq lists its product as uncharacterized. The coding region runs from base 1 to 2301 and encodes 766 amino acids. Lineage: Eukaryota; Fungi; Ascomycota; Sordariomycetes; Hypocreales; Nectriaceae. Gene Ontology annotation, molecular function: RNA helicase activity; ATP binding; nucleic acid binding. Gene Ontology annotation, cellular component: nucleolus. The transcript is spliced from 3 exons. The record is from RefSeq and is a predicted model, not a curated record.